Messenger RNA from Onthophagus taurus, 1132 nucleotides. It is a transcript of the gene Coq5, whose product is annotated as ubiquinone biosynthesis protein COQ3, mitochondrial. Lineage: Eukaryota; Metazoa; Arthropoda; Insecta; Coleoptera; Scarabaeidae. Gene Ontology annotation, biological process: ubiquinone biosynthetic process. The record is from RefSeq and is a predicted model, not a curated record. Gene Ontology annotation, molecular function: 2-methoxy-6-polyprenyl-1,4-benzoquinol methyltransferase activity.
AUUCACGUUUAUUUUGUAUAACCUGUCAAUUUUCUUUUUAGGUUACCUCUAAUAACGUAAUAAAAAUAAAUAAUAAGAAUAUUAAAAAAAUCAUUUAAAACGAAACUAAAAUGGCAAAAAAUCAUCUUAAAAUACUUUUAAGACCCUCAAAUGUGAUUUUAAUACACUCAUUAAGAUUAUUGUCGAACACACAUAACCUCAAAACGGAAAAAAACACGACUCAUUUUGGGUUUCAAACGGUUAAAGAAAACGAAAAAGUCCAUAAAGUACAUAAGGUUUUUGAAGAUGUUGCUGAUAAUUAUGAUAUAAUGAACGAUGUAAUGUCCAUUGGCAUUCACCGUAUUUGGAAAGACAUUUUUAUGAAAAAAUUGAACCCAACGAAGAAUACAAAGCUAUUAGAUGUAGCUGGUGGCACAGGUGAUAUUGCAUUUCGGUUUUUGGAUUACGUAAAAUCGACCGAAAACGCGAAAGGAUGUCAUGUUAAAGUUUGCGAUAUUAAUUCGCACAUGCUCGAUGUAGGAAAAAUUCGUUCGAAGCGACUUAAUCAUGAUUCAUCGUUAAUUACUUGGCAAAAAGGCGAUGCGGAAAACCUACCAUUUGAAAACGACAGUUUUAACGCGUACACCAUAGCUUUUGGAAUACGAAAUGUGACGCAUAUCGAUAAAGUUUUGAAGGAAGCGUAUCGGGUUUUACAACCGGGAGGAAGAUUUUUGUGUCUCGAAUUUACGCAAUUAGAGUAUCCUUUAGCACAAUGGUUUUACGAUUUAUAUAGUUUUCAAGUUAUCCCGGUUAUGGGGCAUUUAAUCGCAGGUCAAUGGCAACCUUAUCAGUAUUUAGUUGAGAGUAUAAGAAAAUUUCCUAAUCAAGAAAAUUUUAAAAAUUUGAUUGAGAAGGCUGGUUUCAGAGAAGUUUCUUAUGAAAAUCUUACGAUGGGGAUUGUUGCUAUCCAUUCAGGAUUUAAAUUAUAAUAAAUUGUUGAUUUAUUGUUAGUAGUUUGUUCAAAACUUUGUUAAAAUAUAUAUAACCUCCGUCUAUAUUGCGCCUCCAUCCAAGCUGAUAUCUCCCAUUUCUUUCCUAAAACAACUCUACACAGAUUAAAUUAAAGAAAUAAAACAUAUUUUUUCUUUAUAAA